GUGGGUGGAAGUUCAAGCCCGAGGCCUCGAUGCCAAGCGGGACCUCUGGGCAAAACAUCUGCAAAAGGCAGCCACAUGGAAGCGCGACUCUGCUCCUCCGCGCCAGUUCCAUGUUGGUCUGGUUCAAGAUGCGGCCCACUCCGCGCGAAUGUUGAAAGCUGUCUGGCUGAUUGGCAGCCGACACUUGGAGCAGGCCGCCGCAGCUCUCCACGCGUGGCAAGUUCAUGCCGUCAAAGCAGGCAGAUGCAGGAAUGAGGUGUCGCAUGAGCUCGGUCUUCGGGUUCGCUUGGUGGUAUUGGCCAAGGCCUUCAGUUGCUGGCUUCGAGCGGGAUCCCGCUUGAGAUCUGCCGCACAUUCCUGGAAGCGCUUCCUCCAGGAAAUGCGGAUGGCUCACAGGCACUUGGUUACGGCCAGCACUGUCCAGAGAAGCCUUGAGAGCAAGAUCGAAUUGGGAGCCAAGUUGCGAAUGCCAAGUCUGGAACUGCAGGAUCUUUUUGCCGCUUGGUGGAGUCUGACAGCAGAGGCAAAGCUAGACAUCUGGAAUGCAGCGGCUGUGAGCAUUAGUGCGCAACUUGGUGGGCACAGCUCGUGCACAAGCAUGCUACUGCGUGAGCAUGCUGAGAGCUUUGCAUCGCCAGAAAGCUUUUCAACGUCGUCUGAGUGCGGUGGCUCCGAUUAUUCAGAGCCAGACGAUCUGCAGACUGACACUGGCUGGCAGCUCGGAUGCUCUCAGCACGAUUCUUGGGACAGUCACAGUUGGAAAGGUUGGUUUUUGCUGCCCCUGGCCUUCAGAGCUUGGCGUGGGACUGCGAAGAUGCAGCAGCAGCAACUGUGCUCAGCGCGUUCCAACACAUACUUGUGGGACAAUUUUAUUUGCUGCUUUAUUGCCUGGGAGCUGUUCGUGUUGCGGGGGCGUGCUUUGCAUUCCAAGCUCGCUGGCAGCUGCAGAUUGCAAGACCGGCUUUGUCUUGAUGUGUUCACAGUGUGGAAGACCGUUCUGCUUGAGGGCCGAGGUAAGCGAGCAUCAUUGGACGUAUUGUGCAAGCUGAAGUGCUACUCCAGCGACGCAGUUCGCAGCUGUUGGAAUGCAUGGUACUCGACCAGAGACACUGUCGGCUUGGCAUGGAGAGGAGUUGUCAUCGGCAUGCUCCGGCAGCAAGGGCGCCAAAGAGCGCUUGAAUGUUUAGUGGACGCAAUGGAUGCCCGGUCGGAGCGUGAGCACACAGAACGCAGCAUGGCUCUGCAGCGUCGUGCUGACAAGCUGCUACUGGAUCUUGUCCUUGUCGUUUGGAAAUCUGCUUGCGAGACGAGCCAACUACGGCAUCGAUUGGACAAGACUGGCUUAACUGCAAACGCCGCUGUGUCGGAUCUUGUGACUCAUCAUUCGCAAGCUGCGCGACUCGCGGCAAUGGGUAGCAUCUUCGCCGGCUGGUCCUUGUUCGCACGUCUGCAGCGUCAAUGUCAACGAUGCUCUCGCAACAUUGACAAGCAAUACACGAAGGCGAAUGCUGAAACGCUUGGCUGGUGCCUCUUCGCUUGGCGGCAAGUAUCCUUCAGCGCACAGUACAGAGGCAAACUGGAAGUCUGCAGUGCAAGGCGUUGGGAUACGCUUCUGUCCAGCCGAUGCUUCUACUUGUGGAUGCAAAUCGCACAGAGGAUGCAGGCAAGUCAUGGCCUUCGCGAGACUGGUUCAAGGGCAGGGUUCCAGCAUGUGGCAGAAAUCCGUGCAGAUGUUUUGGCUGAGUUGCGCACGAGAGGGCCCACGGUGCUUCAUCCACUGGUACGUGAUGCCAUCCGAUAUGCUUUUCUGGCAUGGAAGUCAGAGUACCUGCAAGCAAACCUUCAGGCAGUCCAAGCUUCUGAAGCUGGAAGGCUGUUUGCAUCGCAAAGAUCAUGCAGGCUGGUUCACCUGGCCCUGCAUGCGUGGUGGCAUCUACAACUCAAGCAGCGCACAAGGAGUGCACACCUUCAGACACUUGAGACCUUGUUGUCCAGAACCAUUGUGGAACAGUACUUCCGGAAAUGGCUCCUGUACUCGUUCUGUCCAUCGAAGCUUCUGCCGUGGGUGCGCAUCCUGCUCUCUCUCCGUGCAGAGGUGAAGUUUAUGCGUAGGACCAGGUCUGAUGUCCAAGCGGACCAAGCCCUCUCCUUGCCAAAGCAGGAAGUGGCCGUGUUGAGACAGGUCCCUGCAGCGCAAGCUGACGAAAUCACGGACGAGGAGGAGCAGCCAGAAGAAGAACAGCUGCCAGCAGUGUAUCAGCCCAUAAUGACCCCUGCAAACGGGCCAUUGGCUGGCCACUGUACAAGGUCUAGCACGUCCUCAUCAAAUCUGGAUAGCAUGCAGAGGUCCGAUGAUGCUAGUUCCAUGGCGCCUGCACCCUUGUUACCUGGGCAAGGACGGAGAGUGGAUGAUUUGUUUCCCAAGCCAGCUAUCUCAACUGUGGAAGAUCUCCACAGACGCCUAUAUGUGGAGCAAGCAUCGCUGGUGCGGCGAGUUUUCCACAGGUGGUGGGACAUGUCUCUGGCGGGGCAGCUGCGUUUGAUGGAGCUGAGGGCUCCACUGGUCGAAAGGCAACGUGCGGCUUCCUCCUCACUUGUGAGGCCCCAGGCGGGGCGUGCUGCCUGCUUGGCACGGCUUCUCCAAGAAGCUGAGACAGCAGCAUUGGAUGCAGUUAAGGUGUCGGCGAGUGACGCCGGCCAUGAUCACAAAGAGAACAUGCUUGAAAAUGACAUCGCUCCGACGCCUGCCAAGGCCAAGGAUGAUGAACGCAGGUGGGGCGAUGAGACGUGGCUUCUCGCCAAAUCGCGGCAACCUGCAGUAGUACCUGUACGACUACACUGGGGUCUGAAGGGGACAAAGGAGCCCGUUACUCCAGCUUCUGGGACAAAGGAGCCCGUUACACGAGCUGCUCUUCUUGCAGCUAGCCAGAUCUAG
Symbiodinium sp. CCMP2456 is the source of this 2935-nucleotide messenger RNA. NCBI's taxonomy places the organism in Eukaryota, Dinophyceae, Suessiales, Symbiodiniaceae. The record is from the annotation of a GenBank genome assembly.